Messenger RNA from Manduca sexta (tobacco hornworm), 944 nucleotides. Its product is annotated as vesicle transport protein GOT1B. NCBI's taxonomy places the organism in Eukaryota, Metazoa, Arthropoda, Insecta, Lepidoptera, Sphingidae. The record is from RefSeq and is a predicted model, not a curated record. The coding region runs from base 166 to 597 and encodes 143 amino acids. Gene Ontology annotation, cellular component: membrane; endoplasmic reticulum. Gene Ontology annotation, biological process: retrograde transport, endosome to Golgi; endoplasmic reticulum to Golgi vesicle-mediated transport. The transcript has 6 exons.
AUUAUUGACUUUUUGCCUGACAGCCAAAAUUUGACAGUCUUCAUGUCUACAAAAAUGACGUGGAGACAUAGGUUAUAAGUUUGUUUUAUAUUGGUUUAAUUUAAUAUUUAGGUAAAUUUGAAGACCUAAAGUGUGUAAAUUACCGAAAGCUUACAAAUACCAAACAUGAUCGAAAUAACAGACACCCAAAAGAUUGGCGUUGGCCUCGCUGGGUUCGGGAUGACGUUCCUGUUCCUGGGAGUGCUUCUACUUUUCGACAAAGGUCUCCUAGCCAUCGGAAAUAUCCUGUUUAUCAGCGGGCUCGCGUGCGUGAUCGGCCUACAGCGAACCUUCUUCUUUUUCUUCCAACGCCACAAAAUUAAGGCUUCCAUAGCUUUCUUCGGCGGUAUAACGGUGGUGUUGCUGGGCUGGCCAAUGGUCGGUAUGAUCGCUGAAAUGUAUGGGUUCCUGCUGCUAUUUAGAGGUUUCUUGCCAGCCGCUGUAAACUUCCUUAGAAUGGUACCGGUACUUGGUUCGCUGCUGAAUCUGCCUAUCAUCAGAGGGAUAGUGGACAGGAUAGCGGGUGACAACGGCCGCAACAUGGAUGGAGCAUCGUAAAGGGUACGACGAUUGUUUAGAAAAUCCACCGAAAAUACCACAUUCCUUUGUACAAAAAGUUCGUUGGCGCGGGUUGCCACUAGAUUAAGUUAGAUGUUUAAAAUAUCUAUACUAGCACCUUAACUUGAAUAUGUAUCUGCCGAAAACUCAUAUUCAAGAGCUUAUUCUCCUUCGAACCCGUCUUUGUCUUUAAACCUGAGUGAUAUUAAUUUUAAUCAUGCUGUUACUAACUUUCACGGCAAAACAAAACACGUCGCUCUACUUAAUGGAAACCCGCACUAACAAGUACCUAUACUUAAUAUUAUUUUGUUGAUUAAGUUUAUAAAAUACAUAUUUACAUUUCAUCC